CGCGGAUGAGCACAAAUGCGCUACGAACGGCGCCGAAAGCGGAUUGGGUUGUCAGACGUAUUAAAACGAUAAUAUAUUACGCGCGGGGUUAUAGUGUAAUACAGAACGCGGCACAAAUGCCGCUUGCAAAUUAUAUACAUACGUGAUCAAAUAAUUAAGUGAAUAAUUAUUGACAGAAAACAAAAGCGACAGUGUAUGUAUAUCGAUAGUGUAUACGACAAGUGGUAUUAUCGUGAUUGGUGUGUAGUAGGAAACAACGCAGAGGACAUCGAGAAAGAGCUGGACCAAACCUUGUAGAUUUUUACAUCUAUCUCUUUCUUUAUUUCUCUCUUUCUCUUUCUCUACUUUAUUAACACGAAGUUCUAGAAAUCCAAAUCAAAAAUGGGUUGCGCCUCACAGUGUGCCAAGUACUUUUUGUGCUUUUUCAACUUUGUAUUUUUCGUCGCUGGCGGAGCAGCAUUGACCGUUGGUAUCUGGUUGUUUGCCGACAGGAGCUCCUUCACGAACCUCAUCGCAAAGCUCGAUCAGUCCGAUAUUCUGACUAAAACGGAUACCGAUGUUAUAAGAAUGAUGUCCUAUAUCCUAAUCAUUGCCGGUGCCCUUACGUUCAUUGUUAGCUUUUUAGGAUAUUGCGGUGCAAUGUUCGAAUCUAGAUGUCUCCUCUGUGUCUAUGGCGUCCUUCUUUUAUUGGUUUUGGUCCUGGAAUGUGUGGUGGUUGGCCUUGCGUUUGGACUAAAAGGAGACGCGGAAAAGGGUACACAAAGUUUCUUGAAGUCGACAAUCAAGUAUUACGCAGCAAGCGUGGAUCAGACCGAAACCGUGACAGUUGCGUGGGAUGGUAUUAUGAGCCAGCUUCAUUGUUGCGGCGUUGAAAGUUAUUUGGAUUUUCACGAAAGUACAAAUUGGACUACAACCAACAAAGUCGUACCGGAAUCUUGUUGCAUAAAACAAAAUGGUGAAUUGCAGGAUCGCUCGUGUCCUCUCAAUCCUACGUCCACGAACUCUUAUUAUCAGAAGGGUUGUUACAAAGCGAUACUAACGACGGUAGAAGAAAAUGCGGCAAUAGUUAUAGGAGUAGCAGCUGGUUUAGCCCUGAUCGAAGUCCUGGUUAUUAUAAUGGCCUUAUACCUGGCAUGUGUCUACUGGCGUCCGCAACAUGUGUUAACUUGUUGGUGCUGCUGCUGACGAGGCAUUAAGGGCAUGGAACUGUUGAGUAGUGCCUCCUAGCAAACGCACGUUGAGCCAUUAGAAGUCCUGUGCCUUGCUUGCUUGAAACGUUAGAUACUAGCCAGAUUUAGGCUAGUCAAAACGUCGGCCGACAGAAAUGAAUCCUGAUUGUAGAAUGACCACAGAUAUUCGUCAAAUCAGACUUGACAGUGAUGUAGGAGAUUUAUUACAAUAUGUUAUUUUUUAUAUGCAUCUAAAGCAAAAAUAAAUUCUAGCUUUAUUUCGUGAUAGAAAAACAAAAAAGAAAAGUCAAAUAUCGAAGAUGUAUUAUUUGUUGAGUUUAAUGUAAUUCACUUUAGAGACCUAUAUUGUAAAGUACAAAUAUUACUUCUUAAGACAUUACACAUCUGUAAAAAUCGAUGUGUAUGAUAUUUCUUUUGCCUUUUCAGUUUUUUAUCUAUUUCUUUAUCAUUAAGAAACUCCUAUAUCACUGUAGAUUAUUAUCAUUUUAUGAUAUGUUAUUAAUUGUUUAAUAAUUAUUAGUAUACAAGCAUUUAAAAUCAUUUAUCAAAAAAUAUAAUAUAAUAACGUGUGAUCGCAGCAGUAUACUUCAGAUUUUGUACAUUCUAUAUUUGUGCUAUUUAAUAUAUCAUCAAUAUGCACAUGUAUUUUAAAUUAUAACAUUUUUUCUUUAUCAGAUGAUAUUGUUUCUUAAGCAAACAAACAAAAAAGUAAAAAUUAAUUUAUAUAUAUGAGGAUUUUAAGUGUAUGUAUCUAAAAUGUGUAGCCUUUAUUAUGUUGCUUUGCCUACUUUGAGAUUAUUUCAAAUGUUUAUGUAUUAAAGGAAAAUGUUUAAGUGUACAGUAGUUCAAUUCCUUGCAUUUAGGCAGGUCUUAUCAUUUCAUCCAUACUAAUUUUUCACUUCUAACAGUUCGAACUCGCGUUUCCAACAAAUAUACAAAAAUACAUAGUAAUAUUAAAAAAUUAUGGAAAACAUUAUAAUCUAUCUAUGUAGUGCUUAUGUCUCUAUAACUCCUGCCAAACUUUUAUUAAAAAAAAAGAGAAUAAUAAAUGUACAUUUUAUCUGAAAGGUAAGCACUUGGGAAAAUAAAAAAAAUAGAAAUAAAAUUAUAAACACGCUAUGUGUAGAAAACAACAAUUAAUAAAUAUUAUUAUUAUUCACUUUCUGAAUCGAACGAAAGCAAUUAACAUACUUUGAUGUAUUUAAAAAGGUGUACGUUUCAUUCUCAGAAAUGUCUAUAAAUUAAUAUUAUUAUAGGGCAAUGAUCUGUAUUAAAUUAGUGAAUAGUAGUACCUGGUAGAAAAAUUAGAGAAAAUUAGAUAUAUAAUAUUUGAUUUUAUUUAAACAUCUCAUUUGAUUCUAAUACUUUUGACGAAAGUAAGUUACUACUGUUCUUUAUUUAAAAAAAAAAAAAAACAAAUAAAUAAAAUAAAA
This is a messenger RNA of Polistes canadensis, 2623 nucleotides long. It is a transcript of the gene Tsp66E, whose product is annotated as tetraspanin-1. The transcript has 9 exons. Lineage: Eukaryota; Metazoa; Arthropoda; Insecta; Hymenoptera; Vespidae. Gene Ontology annotation, cellular component: membrane. Bases 382 to 1185 code for a protein of 267 amino acids. The record is from RefSeq and is a predicted model, not a curated record.